UGAUACCGAUAAAGCAAUAUAUUCAUCUAGAUAUUUUUCUUCAAGAAGCAUAUAACAAUACAGACAAUGUCAUCAAGAGUGGUGUUGUUACUUUAAGAUAUGUGUGGUGCUCUAAUGGCUUCAGCGAGUAGGUUCUAUUUCUACCAAUUCCUUUCUAUAAUACUUCUUGUCGCAUUCCUUGCUAGAGAAUCAACAACCUUGGCCAAUGGAUUCUCAAUCAAGGAAGCAACAGUGCAUGAACUCCAACUUGCUUUCCAAAGAAACCAAUUAACAUCAAGACAACUUGUUGAAUUCUACCUCAACCAAAUCAAAAUCCAAAACCCAGUUCUCAAAGGGGUGUUGGAGGUGAAUCCAGAUGCAUUAGCUCAAGCAGAUAGAGCUGACCAAGAGAGAAGAACUAAAGCACCAGGUUCUCUUUCAGGGUUGCAUGGAAUACCUAUUUUGGUAAAGGAUAACAUUGCAACUAAGGAUAAGUUGAACACUACUGCAGGCUCUUUUGCACUUCUUGGAUCAGUGAUGCCAAGAGAUGCAGGUGUUGUUACCAAGUUAAGGAAAGCUGGGGCUAUCAUAUUAGGGAAGGCCACUUUGAGUGAGUGGUCACAUUACAGGUCUAGUAAAGCUCCUCUUGGUUGGAGUGCUAGAGGUGGACAAGGAAAAAAUCCAUAUACAUUGGAUGAACCGUGUGGAUCAAGUAGUGGAUCAGCAAUAUCAGUAGCAGCAAACUUAGUGACUGUGUCACUUGGUACAGAAACACAUGGCUCUAUUUUAUGCCCUUCAAGUAUGAACUCAGUAGUAGGUAUCAAACCAACAGUUGGUCUCACCAGUAGAGCAGGUGUAGUUCCAAUUAGCCUGAGGCAAGACACCGUUGGGCCAAUUUGCAGGACUGUAUCAGAUGCUGCUUAUGUUCUUGAAACCAUAGCAGGCAUAGACACUGAUGAUAAUGCAACAAUUGAAGCAUCAAAGUAUAUCCCAAAAGGUGGCUAUGCUCAGUUUCUAAAGAAAGAUGGACUAAGAGGAAAGAGAUUAGGAGUAGUGAGACUAUUUUAUGAGUUUGGAAAUGACACUUUACUGGAUGAAACUUUCAAUUUACACCUAAAAACGUUAAGGCAAAGAGGUGCAGUUUUGGUUGACAAUUUGAAGAUUGAUACCAUUGAUGAAAUUAUCGGUUAUCGAAGUGAAGAGAUUUCUCUGAGUUUUGAAUUCAAAUUAUCAUUGAACGAGUACCUGAAAGACUUAGUUGCUUCACCAGUGAAAAGCUUGGCAGAUGUGAUAGCCUUCAACAAGGAACACCCAAAAUUGGAGAAAAUCGAGUAUGGACAAGAUAUCAUGUUGCAAGCUGAAAAAACAAAUGGAAUUGAGGAAGCACAGAAACAAGCAUUAUUAAACUUGACAAGAUGGUCACAAGAUGGGUUUGAGAAACUCAUGAAAAUAAAUGAACUUGAUGCUGUGGUAACACCUUUUUUUUCCUUUAGUGACAUACUUGCUAUUGGAGGUUAUCCUGGAGUGAAUGUUCCAGCAGGAUAUGAAAAGGGUGUGCCAUUUGGAAUUUGCUUUGGAGGUUUGAAAGGGUCUGAACCUAAGUUAAUUGAAAUUGCUUAUUCGUUUGAGCAAGCAACUUUGAUCAGAAAGCCACCUCCCCUUCGAAAGUUGGAAGUUUGAAGUGGUAAUGUUCUUUGAAAUCCCGCUCCACUUCCUAUGAAUAUGAUUGCAUCUUCUCAUCCGCUAGUAAAUUGAGCUGAAAAACUUACAUUACGCUUGCAAUGCAUGAACUGUACCUGUAAGAAAGUCAAAUUAUAACAUUGUUGAUUGGUCUGAAAAUCUACCUUAAAAAAAGGAUUUACAUGUAUGAUGAAGUUGUAUUCAUGGAAAUCAUGACAGAAAAUAAUGCAAGAAUCAAGAAAUAUACCAGAAUUUUCCCUUGACA
Molecule: messenger RNA, 1924 nt
Organism: Trifolium pratense (red clover)
Lineage: Eukaryota; Viridiplantae; Streptophyta; Magnoliopsida; Fabales; Fabaceae
Product: probable amidase At4g34880
Exons: 5
Coding region: 100-1659 (519 amino acids)
Source: RefSeq, a predicted model, not a curated record